AUGCUUCUUGGCCAGGCUCCAACCAGCGGCGACAGCAGCGCAGGCUACGGCAAGCCUGAGUCGCGCGCCACCGGAGCACCCCAUGGUGGUGACUGGACGUGUCCAUCUUGCCGCGACCUGGUGUUUGGCAGCCGAGGCCACUGUCGCAAAUGCGGCGUCAACAAGCCUGGAGCCAGCAGCUCUGGCGGGGACUGGACCUGCCAAGCAUGCGGAGACCUGGUGUUUGCCAGCAGAAGUGCCUGCCGCAAGUGCGGAGCGCAGCGUCUUGCGACCGCUGCCAAACCGCCGCCCGUCCACGCCGGAGACUGGCGAUGCCCGAAGUGCAACGACCACCAGUUUGCAAGGAAUGAACGCUGCCGGAGCUGUGGAGAGGCAAGGCCCAGUUCCUCCUGGUUGGGUGCUGCCGUUGGCUUGGCGCCUCCCUGCUACUGGGCCCAUCAGGCCGGUGAUGGGCCGCCGUGGCGGAUCGUACCCGCUGAUGCUGUAGAGAUCGAAGCCCUGAGGCUGGCGAUGCGAUCAGGAGGGACGCUGGGUGGUCGGGACCAGCGAGCUCCCGGCAGGCAUUCAGGAUUUCAACUGCAUGCCGCCUGGCGUCUUCAGCAUCCAGGCCUUUGGGGCAAAUAUGCCAUGGAACGCGAGAACCUGCGCCAGGUUGAUCUGAAGUCAAUUUCCGGCGCGGUGCCACCAGCGCAACUGCGUCGUGAGUAUGUGGAGAUGGCUGAGAAGCUGCCAGCCGAGCUUUUCAGCGACAUCAACGAGGUCUUCCUUUCCCACGGCACAGCACCGGAAAGCAUCCUGCCCAUCUUGAGCGGUGGAAUGAAUGAGCGUUUCAGCGGUGGCCUAUUCGGCAACGGUACCUACCUGGCUGAGGACAUUGGGAAGAACGACCAAUACUGCAGGGCGCACUCUCCGGGGAAUCAUUCAGAGUUGCGGAAGCUGCUUUAUGACGACACCGGCAUCAGCCAUCCAGGUAAUGUCUUCUACAUGUUUGUGUGUCGGACUCUGCUCGGCUACAUCAUCCGCACGAGGGACGGCAAGGCGGAUAUCGACCACAAUGGUCGCAGCAUCUGGUCCUCCCAUCAACGAGAGCUCGCUCUGAUACCCAGCUCAAAUCCUCCAGUACUCCACCACAGCCUUUUGGCAGAGACUGGUGGAGUGAUAGCUCGGUACCGUGAGUUCAUGGUCUUCCACGGCUCACGGAUUUAUCCAGAAUACCUGGUGGCCUACAUGCGCACCUAG
Molecule: messenger RNA, 1239 nt
Organism: Symbiodinium natans
Lineage: Eukaryota; Dinophyceae; Suessiales; Symbiodiniaceae
Source: the annotation of a GenBank genome assembly